Molecule: messenger RNA, 2533 nt
Organism: Ricinus communis (castor bean)
Lineage: Eukaryota; Viridiplantae; Streptophyta; Magnoliopsida; Malpighiales; Euphorbiaceae
Product: CSC1-like protein HYP1
Exons: 10
Coding region: 176-2329 (717 amino acids)
Cellular component (GO): plasma membrane
Molecular function (GO): calcium-activated cation channel activity
Source: RefSeq, a predicted model, not a curated record
ACAAAAAGUACUUGCUUUCUUUCUCUUUACUACUGCAAGCUCUAACAGUACAAGCAAACCGACCUCCCUUUCCUCCUCCGUUUCUGGCGCACAAAAUCCACACGUUCCUCUUUCUCUUUAAUUCAAUCGCUCCCCUUAUGUUCUGUACUUUCUUUUGUAACGAAAAAGAAAAAAAAUGAUACUUUCAGCACUGUUAACAUCCGUAGGAAUCAAUCUUGGACUCUGUUUCUUGUUCUUUACUCUCUACUCUAUACUUAAAAAACAACCUUCAAAUCGUUACGUUUACGCUCCUCGUUUAGUUCGUAGUCAGAAAUCUAAUCAACAGUUACAGGGAAAUGAAUUCGACUUAGAAAGACUGUUACCUUCUGCUGGUUGGGUGACAAGAGCUUGGCAGCUCACUGAUGAUCACCUCAUUUCGAUUUCUGGAUUGGAUGCUCUUGUUUUUGCACGCAUUUUUUAUUUUGGCUUGAGGGUGUUUGCAUUUGGUGGGAUUGUUGGGAUAUUUGUUCUUCUUCCAGUUAAUUAUUUAGGGAAUCAGCUUAAUCGCGAUAAUUUUUAUGAUUUACCAAACAAGUCUUUGGAUUCUUUUAGUAUUUCCAAUGUUGAUGAUGGCUCAAACUGGUUAUGGAUGCACUUUUCUGCUGCAUAUGUUUUUACAGGAGUUGUCUGCUAUCUUCUUUAUUAUGAGUACAACUACAUUUUCUCAAAAAGAAUUGCUUGCUUCUACUCAUCCAAACCUCAACCACAUCAGUUUACCAUACUAGUCCGUGGCAUCCCUUCCUUGUCUGCUAGAAGCUUUAGUGAAGUUGUUGAGAGCUUCUUCACACAGAAUCACCCUUCUACUUAUCUUUCACACUCAAUGAUUCAUCAAACAAGCAAAAUUCGAGGUCUCAUUGAUGAUGCAGAGAAGCUGUAUAGAAGGCUUGCACACGUUAAAACAGAAAAUCAUUUGCGGCAGCAUUUUAAACGUGAUGGCUUUUUGGGACUCUUUGGAAAAAAAGUAAAUAUUGUAGACCACUACGAGAAGAAAUUGGAAAAUUUGGAAGAUAAUGUGAGAAUGAAGCAACGUUCCUUGGCAGGAGAGAAAGUCCCAGCUGCUUUUGUGUCAUUCAAGUCACGUUUUGGUGCUGCAGUAGCUCUACACAUCCAACAGGGGGUCAAUCCCACAGAGUGGGUGACUGAGCAAGCUCCUGAGCCUCAAGAUGUACACUGGUCUUUCUUUUCUGCGUCAUUCCUAAGAAGAUGGAUCUACAAGUUGGUUGCAGUUUUCGCAUUUCUAAUUCUUACAAUUUUGUUCCUUAUCCCAGUUUUACUAGUACAAGGUCUUGCUAACCUAUAUCAGUUGGAGACCUGGUUUCCUUUCUUGAAAGGCAUACUUAGUCUAACUGUUGUCAGUCAACUGAUUACAGGAUAUCUGCCUAGUCUCAUUCUUCAGUUGUUCCUAUUUUUCGUGCCGCCAUUGAUGAUAUUAUUUUCUUCUAUGCAAGGGUACAUUUCCUUAAGUCAAAUAGAAAAAAGUGCUUGUACCAAGGUGUUAUGCUUUACUCUAUGGAACAUCUUUUUGGCAAAUGUACUUUCAGGAUCAGCUUUCUAUAUGGUCAAUGUCUUCCUUGAGCCUAAAAAGAUUCCCGAGGUACUAGCCGAAGCUGUUCCAGCUCAGGCUUCAUUCUUCAUUUCAUAUGUUGUGACAUCUGGAUGGACGAGUCUGUCAUCGGAACUCUUUCGGCUGAUUCCUCUAAUAUGCAGUUUUAUAAAAAGACUAUGCGCCAGAAAGGAUGGUGACAAAUUUGAAGUCCCAUCAAUUCCAUACCACAGUGAAAUUCCCACUGCUCUCUUCUUUGUACUUCUUGGUAUAACAUAUUUUUUCCUUGCUCCAUUGAUUUUGCCGUUUCUCCUGAUUUACUUCUGCCUGGGAUACAUCAUCUUCCGCAACCAGCUAUUGAAUGUAUAUGCACCUAAGUAUGAAACAAGUGGGAAGUUUUGGCCAAUAGUGCACUAUUCUACGGUUUUUUCCCUGAUACUGAUGCACGUCAUUGCAAUUGGAACAUUUGGCCUUAAGAAGCUUCCUUUGGCUUCCAGUCUCACCAUUCCCCUUCCAGUUCUAACACUUCUUUUCAACGAGUACUGCCGGAAAAGGUUUCUACCCAUAUUUAAAGCUUAUCCUACUGAGUGCUUAGUAACGAAAGAUAAAGAAGACGAGAAUGAACCAAGUAUGGCCGAGUUCUACGAUAAAUUAGUUUCUGCUUAUCAUGAUCCAGCUUUGAUGCCAAUCCAAUAUCCCAGAAAUGUCGACAGGCAAAGCUCCCCCCUUCUUCAUUCUGAGGUUUGAAAUCACUGAUUGUUUUUUUCUUAUGAAAACCAUGUAUAAGAUAGUUAGAAACAGCUUUUAGUGAUGUUUUUAGUACUUUCCGGAACAAUGUUUGUUCACGCCACAGUAUAAUUUGUUGUAGUUGAAUGCUAAUAAGAAGGUAAAAUCGUACUGAACUAUUUGUCAAAGGUGUAAUCUUAUAAUAUCCUGUGUGUUUUGAGUGCA